UCAAUGUAUAUACAUUUUCUUCUUUUUUAAAAAAAAAUGGUGGUGUAUGUGUAAAUAAUUCUCUGUCCAUGUCUCUCUUUGUAGACACAAAGAGUACAGAAACUGAUUUAUUCCCUGGUUUUCUCAGAGGUCCCCCUCGUUUACCCUUCCUACAGUUCUACUUCCACCCCGGGCCACCCUCACUCUUCACACCCUCUCCCUAUCCUAUUUCUUUUCUUCUCAGUAGUGAAAAACAAAAUAAGAAACAGUUCCAUUCUUCCCUGCCUCCCUACAAGCCUGUUCAAUUUUCUUCCUACUAGUAAAUCGUAUACAUAUAUAUAUAUAUAUAUAUAUAUAUAUAUACACCUAGUUAAUUACAUUACAUUUGCAUUCUUCUUACCUUAGGAAGAAGAAGAACAAACAUGCUUCCCUUAAGGGGAUUCUACGGGUUCGAGAGCUGGCUAGAUCACAAGCCUGCAAGACAAGGAAACAUUCAACAGAGCUCAUUGAUCAACUCAGCAGCUGAAUUGGACGGUGGGAGAUCAAGAAAAUCAACGGAAGCAUGCCAGAGUCACAGGGAUGCUGAGAGGAGACGCAGGCACCGAAUCAACACCCACCUCUCCACUCUCCGUUCUCUCCUCCCUAACACCACCAAGUCAGAUAAGGCAUCGUUACUGGCGGAAGUGGUUGAGCACGUGAAACGGUUGAGGAAGCAAGCAGAUGACGCGGCGGCGGUAACGGCGGCGGCGGUGACGUCCUCCUCUUCCUCCUCUGAAUCAGUUAUUUCUGCGGCGGAGGGUGAGCCGUGGCCGUUUCCGGGGGAGUCCGAUGAGGCGACUGUGAAGUGCUGCGACGGGGAGGACGGAGAAGUGCUGAGGCGGGUGACGGCAACGGUGUGCUGCGAGGACCGGCCCGGGCUGAACCGGGACCUGACGCAGGCAAUCCGGUCGGUUCGGGCUAAGGCGGUUCGGGCGGAGAUGAUGACGGUUGGGGGGAGGAGCAAGAGUGUUGUGGUGAUACAGUGGCCGCCGGAGGGGGAGGGAGAGGAGGUUGGAGCGUUGGAGCGGGCUUUGAAGGCUGUGAUUGAGAAUCGGGCUUUCGUGGGCUCUGAGAUGGGCCGGGUUGUGUUGGGCCAGAAACGGGCUCGGGAUAGUUAUGAGGAGUUCUGCUAGGGCAGGCAAUUAGGUUUUUUUUUUUUUUCUUUUCAUUUCUUUCUUUUUCUUUGGGUGGUAUAAAAUGUAGAAGUUUAGUUAGGAUUUAGGAUCAGAAAAACAUGGCAAAAUGGAGGUUACCAUCUUUUAUAUGUAGGUCAGGACAUGAAUUUUUUUUUAGUCUAUACUAGCAUGCUAAUUAUGUUCACUGUGUAUGGCUAUUGAUAUUUCUUCUACUAACUCAGAAUUAUCUAGGAAAUUGGUGUAUGAUUUAUUGUAUGAAUCAAUUUAAGGUGAAAUUAGAUAUUUAGGCUAUGUUUGGCAUGUCAUUUCAGCUA
Molecule: messenger RNA, 1468 nt
Organism: Lotus japonicus
Lineage: Eukaryota; Viridiplantae; Streptophyta; Magnoliopsida; Fabales; Fabaceae
Product: transcription factor bHLH30-like
Exons: 2
Coding region: 402-1151 (249 amino acids)
Biological process (GO): regulation of DNA-templated transcription
Molecular function (GO): protein dimerization activity; DNA-binding transcription factor activity
Source: RefSeq, a predicted model, not a curated record